GGCUUCGCCCCAAUAGAGGCUAUCUUUUACUCUGUUUUUCACCCAACUGAAGGUACAAAAGUGUCUCAACAAGUCCCAUUAGGUGCGAUAGUUACACCACCUAAAUCAACCUCUGAUGUGUUAGCGGAACCAUUAUUUGACUUCGAUCUGGUAAAGAACUAUGUUAUCCCCAAGGCUCAGCUCUGCAACAGAUUGGUGACGUUAAAAGUUAACCAAUAUAGAAUUAUUGGAUACCCAGUGACAAUUAUUGCACCACACUAUGCAAGAAAUUCAUUCAGUUUUAACUUCUGCUUUGUGUUCCGCUAUGAGAGUGACACGACUCCAUAUGAAUCAGCUAUAAGGAGACUUGGAAGGAUGUUUAAGAACUUGGAAGAGCAAUAUCAAUUAUUAUCCAGAAAGGAAAAAGACCGGCUAUAUUUUAAAGAUGAUGGAAGAAAUGCAAGCACCAAUACAGCCAUCACCAGCCCACCGAUGACAGAGAGCUUCAACAAUGAUACAAGUUAUACCAUUAAGUUGGACUCAAUUGAAAGUUUGAUUCAACAAAUUUAUCAAGAUCUUAAUAACUAUUCUGAAUGUUUGAUACCCAUUGAUUCUGGUAAUUCUGUUGAUAUUAAGCUUUUCCCUCUACUUCCACCCCCACCAAGAUUAAACCAAGAGGAUGUUCCUAUAUCAACGGUUCACCUAGAAAGUAUGGUUGAUGUGAAUUGGGACCCAACAAUGCUUAAGAUACUGCCAUUCAUCAAUGGUAUAAAUUCAAUUAAAAAAAUUAGUGUCUUAGCCAAUUCUGAUUAUAACAUUGUCAAGCAAUGUAUUCAACACUUAAUCUAUUACAAAUGCAUCAUUAUUAUUGACAUAUUUCAAUUUUCCAAUAUUUAUGCUCCAACAUCUGAUAUUGUUUUGUUUUUGAAAGAUUCUCACAUGGCCACAGAAUGUCAAGCGUAUGUGGUUAGUCCUUCGAUAUUCAAAGAUAAACCAUUUGAAUCUGACAAGUCAGCUGAUCAAAAAACAUCCACAAGGACAACCAAGACACCAAAUAGAAAAUCUUCAGGAAAGGAUGUUUCAUCAGUAUCAUUAGUUGGUGACUCUAAUAGAUCGAAAAGAGAAACAGUUGUGUUACCAUCAAAAGCUAAGCUUUAUUUUCUUUACAGAUCCUUACACCAAGGACAAACUGUUAAAAGCUGGUACAAAGAACAUGCCGAAGCAUUGGAACAUAUUGAUAUAAGGAGAUUCUUAUCAUUUGGUGUCUUGAGAGGCUUAAUUUAUAGAGUCCAUUCCUACCCAAUCAUUGAUUCAGUUUUAUUAAAAGAAGAACACAGUCAAUCAAAGUCAUUAUUUUUGCAAGCGUAUAAUGACAAGGAUUUGGAUGAAGAUAAUGAAGAUGAUGAAGGCGAGGGUACUAAUGAAACUGAUGCUGUUACGAAUUUACAAACUGUCAAAGCUGCCUCGUUAUUCAAAAGAAAUACUGACAAUGAACUAAGUGAAGCUGAUAAGAGAAAAACUGCAAUUAUUUUGAAGAAUUUGAACGAUAUCAAAAAUUUUGAUGCUGUUUGUACUGAACUUGAGAUGGAUAGAAAAUCCGUGGAAACUUUAUUAAGAAAAAUUGGUCAUUUUAAUGUUGUUAAUAGCUAA
Hansenula anomala is the source of this 1629-nucleotide messenger RNA. RefSeq names its product nitrogen permease regulating protein NPR2 (gene NPR2). The annotation marks the transcript as partial. Gene Ontology annotation, molecular function: GTPase activator activity. The transcript has 2 exons. Gene Ontology annotation, biological process: positive regulation of autophagy; negative regulation of TORC1 signaling. Gene Ontology annotation, cellular component: vacuolar membrane; GATOR1 complex. The record is from RefSeq and is a predicted model, not a curated record. NCBI's taxonomy places the organism in Eukaryota, Fungi, Ascomycota, Saccharomycetes, Phaffomycetales, Wickerhamomycetaceae.